AUGCAUACAGUUUUUCGUGUUCAUCAAAUCGAAGAAAAGAAACAUGAUGGGAUCAAAUUUUGGAGAGUAAAACUUACACUUACUAAUGCUAAUGAUGACCAACAACUGAGUACUCUCAUGGAAACUAUACGACAAGAGAUUACUGGUACAGGAUGGCAAAAAAUGGGUUUAUUGUUAUGGAAACUCGGCGAGAAUAAUAAAGCCGAAGAAUUGUACAACAUGUUACUCAACGAUGCAUCAAUUGAAAAUCAUGAAUCCUACUGUUAUCACUGCCUUGGAAUGAUUAAGAAUGGUCUAGGACAAUACAAUAAGGCCAUCGAAUUUUAUCAAAAAUCUUUAGAUAUAAAAGAGAAAACUCUCCCUUCGAAUCAUCCCGAGUUGGCUUCUUCCUACCUCAACAUCGGUUCGGCGUAUUAUAACAUGGGCGAGUACUCGAACGCACUUUCAUCGUACGAACGAUCACUUGAAAUCGGGAAAAUAGCUCUCCCUCCGAAUCAUCCUCACUUGGCUUCUUCCUACUGCAACAUCGCUUUGGUGUAUGAUAGCAUGGGCGAGUACUCGAAAGCACUUUCAUCGCACGAACGAUCACUUGAAAUCCGAAAAAUAGCUCUCCCUCCAAAUCAUCCCGACUUGGCUUCUUCCUACAACAACAUCGGUAAUGUGUAUUAUGACAUGGGCGAGUACUCGAAAGCACUUUCAUCGUAUGAACGAGCACUUGAAAUCCAAAAAAUAGCUCUCCCUCCGAAUCAUCCCCACUUGCCUUUCUCUUACAUUGGUAUCGCUAUGGUGUAUGACAAAAUUGGCGAGUACUCAAAAGCACUUUCAUCGUAUGAACGAUCACUUGACAUCCGAAAAAUAGCUCUCCCUCCGAAUCAUCCCGACUUGGCUUCUUCCUACAACAACAUCGGUAUGGUGUAUGACAAAAUGGGCGAGUACUCGAAAGCACUUUCAUCGUACGAACGAUCACUUGACAUCAAAAAAAUAGCUCUCCCUCCGAAUCAUCCCCACUUGGCUGCUUCCUACAACAACAUCGGUUGGGUGUAUGAUAACAUGGGCGAGUACUCGAAAGCACUUGCAUGUUAUGAAAAAGCACUUGGAAUGUACCAAAAAUCGCUUCCACCUGGACAUCUUGAUAUGGUACGAACACAAAAUAACAUUGCACUUCUGAGAAAGAAAAUGUA
Rotaria sordida is the source of this 1181-nucleotide messenger RNA. Lineage: Eukaryota; Metazoa; Rotifera; Eurotatoria; Philodinida; Philodinidae. The record is from the annotation of a GenBank genome assembly.